AAAUUCCAGUUUAAACCAGUAAUUCAAUUUUAAAAGGCAAGAAAUAUUGAUUUGGUACUAGAAAAUGGCAAUGGGAUUAGAAAAUGCUCAGAGGCUUCUAGAUUUUGGACAAAAACUUGAUAUUAACUUGUUAGACCAGGUUAUUACUUCUUUAUAUACAGGAGAUCCCACUCAGCAAAAGAUGGCCCAAGAAAUUUUAACACAUUUGAAAGAACAUCCUGAUGCUUGGACGCGAGUUGAUACAAUAUUAGAAUUCUCAAUAAAUCAACAAACAAAAUAUUAUGCACUUCAAAUAUUAGAAAAUGCCAUAAAGGUUAGGUGGAAAGCUUUACCACCUGCCCAAUGUGAUGGUAUCAAAAAGUAUAUAGUCAGCUUAAUAAUUAAAUUAUCGUCAAAUGGCGAAUCUUUGGAAAAGGAGAAAAUUUAUUUAGGAAAAUUGAACAUAAUAUUAGUUCAGAUUUUAAAAAAAGAAUGGCCACAUAAUUGGCCCACUUUCAUUGGUGAAAUUGUUGGCUCAAGCAAAACAAAGGAAUCCUUGUGCCAGAACAACAUGGCUAUUCUUAAAUUAUUAAGUGAGGAGGUGUUCGAUUUUUCGUUAGGCCAGAUGACCCAAAAUAAGAUUAAACAUCUGAAGGAUCAAAUGUGCAAGGAGUUUAUGCAAAUAUUCCAACUGUGCCAGUUUGUGUUGGAUAAUUCUGAAAAUGCUCCCUUAGUUUUAGCCACCUUGGAGACCCUGCUAAGAUUCCUGAGCUGGAUUCCACUGGGAUACAUAUUUGAAACCAAAUUGAUUACCACCUUAAUAGCCAGGUUUCUCACGGUGCCCUUGUUCAGAAACGUUACAUUGCAAUGUUUGACAGAAAUAGCUGGCCUAAGAACUCCCCAAUACGAUGAGCAAUUCGCCAACUUGUACAUGUUGACCAUGUCUAAACUUCAAACCCUGAUACCACUCACCACGACCGAUUUGGCUCAAGCUUAUGCCAAGGGAACAGACCACGAACAAAAUUUCAUCCAGAAUCUGAGCCUUUUCCUCUCCACCUUUUUCAAAGAACACGGAACUCUCAUGGAAACCAAGGCAUUCCAAGAAGAUGGCACUAAACCUCUCAUGGAGUUAAAACUACCCGACACUAUAAUCACCAGCGAUGACCCCUCUAAAAUGGGUAACGGUAUAGACGGUGAUAUGGGCGACCACACGAAUGCUGUUGGGGGUUACGCCGAGGCUCUAAAACAAGGCCAUUACUAUCUCCUCUUGAUAUCUCGCGUAGAAGAAAUCGAGAUUUUCAAGAUUUGUCUCGAGUACUGGAAUCACCUGGCUUCCUCUCUUUACCGCGAAAAGCCCGUUUCCUCCUAUAUUUUCAACUGUGCCAGCACUGACAAUAGUUCCGGGGGAACCAAUCUAUCGGAGAUACCCCAAAGAUGGAGGCUUUACAGGGGAAUCUUGACCAAAUUACGAGUCAUAAUAGUGAGCAGGAUGGCUAGACCCGAAGAAGUAUUGGUCGUCGAAAAUGAUCAGGGCGAGGUAGUCAGAGAAUUCAUGAAGGAUACCGAUGCCAUCAACCUUUACAAGAAUAUGAGGGAGACAUUGGUUUAUUUGACUCAUUUGGAUUACGCGGACACCGAAAAAAUAAUGUUGGAUAAAUUGGAGAAGCAAGUUACCGGGGCUGAAUGGUCUUGGAAAAAUUUGAACGCUCUCUGUUGGGCCAUAGGUUCUAUAAGUGGCGCCAUGUGCGAAGAUGACGAGAAACGAUUUCUCGUAACCGUGAUUAAGGAUCUGCUUUACCUUUGUGAACAGAAGAGGGGCAAGGAUAACAAGGCCAUCGUGGCCUCGGAUAUAAUGUACGUGGUUGGUCAGUACCCGCGUUUCCUCAAGGCCCAUUGGAAGUUCCUCAAAACGGUCGUUAAUAAGCUCUUCGAGUUUAUGCACGAAACGCACGAGGGAGUGCAAGAUAUGGCGUGUGACACGUUUAUCAAGAUAGCGCACAAGUGCAGGAGACAUUUUAUUCUGAUUCAACCAGGAGAAAUUCAGCCCUUCGUGGAAGAAAUCCUAUCUAACACGAGUCACAUAAUAUGCGACCUAUCCUCCCAGCAAGUCCACACUUUUUACGAAGCUGUGGGCAUGAUGAUAUCGGCAGCCUCCUCCCUUCCCAACAGCCUUCUCAACGUAAACCCGUUUGGUAGUCAGCACACUGGGGCGGGUUUGAACCUGAACAGCCCGGCUAGUAACGGGAUAGGCUCUCUCGGGAGCCCAGUCAGCAACAACCAGGAAGCCCUUAUACAGAAAUAUAUGGUACUUCCCAAUCAGGCUUGGGACGAGAUCGUUGAAGAGGCUUCUAAGAAUGUCGAAAUAUUGAAAGAUCCGAACAUUGUAAAACAACUAGGGAACAUCCUUAAAACUAACAUCAAGGCCUGCAAGUCUCUGGAACACGCCUACGUUUCCCAACUCGCUAAAAUAUAUCUCGACAUGUUGAAUCUGUAUCAAGUCAUGAACAACAACAUUUUGCAAGCCUUCACGGCCAACGGGCCACUCGUGAAUAAGCAACCCCUGGUUCAGGGUAUGAGGGCUAUCAAGAAGGAUAUAUUGAGGCUCAUUUCUGCUUGGAUAGGAGUCGCCAGUGAUCCCAAACUCAUUUUAGAAAACUUCGUAUCCCCAUUACUCGAAGCUAUGCUGCCUUCAUACAGCACUGAUCCCUCGGAGGUUAGAGAACCAGAGGUCUUGUCAAGUGUUACAACUGUUUUGGCCAAACUAGGUGGGCCUACCGGUUAUAGUCCAGGCUCGACGACUGGCCCACUUAGCCCCGUUCUAUCAACCAUCCUGCCCGCCGUGAUUGGGGCCGUAUUUGAACCUACGCUCUCGAUGAUAAGCGGGAAUUUCACUGACUGGCCCGAGCAUAGAACUAACUUUUACGAGCUCCUGAAAGUCGUGGUUCAACAGUUGCUACCCCCAGGACCCGACCCAAGCUCUUUAACUAAUGGAUCCCCUUCUCCCAAUAAGCCGUUUCCCCCUGUAGAUGGACAAACGGAAAUGGAGUACAAAGCCGUUUUAUCUUUCGAUCUAACCCAACCAGCAGGCGGACCUAGAUUCAAAUUGAUUUUCGAUUCCAUUGUUUGGGGCAUUAAGCAUACUAUGAGAAACGUGGCCGAGAUAAGCCUCGAUAUACUCAUGAGCUUGCUCAAAAAUAUAGAAAGUCGAUCCGAAUCUAGGGUGGCUCAAUGCUUUUACCAGAACUUCUACACCACCAUCCUAGAACAUUUGUUUGCCGUGGUUUCAGAUACCUCACUUACAGCCGAUCUCCCGGCUCAAUCGGCCAUAUUAGCCCAUAUUUUCGGCUUACUGGAGAAAGGAAAAAUAUCAGUGAAUCUCGAUCCGACCCUAGUUACCUCUCCUGUUGGAACGGAUUACGCCCAAUCUAACAUCGAAUACGUACGACGGUUCGUUUACAAGCUCCUUCAGACCGCUUUCCCCCAUCUUAACGAUGCCCAGCUUAACGUUACUAUCCAGGGAUUUUUGAGUUUGAACCAUGACCUUGCGGCCUUCAAAGAACACUUGCGCGAUUUUUUGAUUCAAAUAAGGGAAUAUUCUGGUAGCGACGAUAGUGAUUUGUAUCUGAGUGAAAAGGAGGCCUCCAUUAAAAAGGCUCAAAUGGAGAAACUGGCCCAGAUUUCCGUUAUCCCUGGUAUGUUGAAACCCAGUGAGAUGAACGAAGAAAUGCAACAAUGAUAGGAAAGGGAAAAAUAGUCGGCUCAUAUUAUAUUGAGGAAUUUUUUUGUUAAAUUUUAUUUUUUAAAACCAUGGAUGGAUCUCUUUAAUAAAACAAAAAAUUUUAAUCGUUAAAUGAUGUUAAAUAGUUUUUUUUACCCUUAUAAUUUUAUUACUAAUAUUAAUCUGUUAACUUAUUAUUCUUCUUGUCAGUUUCAACAAUCACUCCUUUUAUUUUAAAUUUAGAAUUUUUAAAUAUAUAUUUUUUUUUAUAUAAAAAUUAUAAUUAUUUAUCUUGUUGUGCAACUAAAAUUUAUCCCCAAUAUUUAAUUUUUUU
Molecule: messenger RNA, 4031 nt
Organism: Gordionus sp. m RMFG-2023
Lineage: Eukaryota; Metazoa; Nematomorpha; Gordioida; Chordodea; Parachordodidae
Product: exportin-1-like
Exons: 25
Coding region: 65-3715 (1216 amino acids)
Biological process (GO): ribosomal small subunit export from nucleus; ribosomal large subunit export from nucleus; protein export from nucleus
Cellular component (GO): nucleus; cytoplasm
Molecular function (GO): small GTPase binding; nuclear export signal receptor activity
Source: RefSeq, a predicted model, not a curated record